GGGAUGGGCGAGGUGAAGAAAGCCUUCUAGCUCUGGAAGCGGACCCACACAGAUCUGGCGUGGCCAGGCGUCAGCCGAUGGCGUGCGUAGGGGUGACCACUAGGCGACACGUCAUGAGCCGUCAGGCUUUCACUGAACAACCUCCACUGGUGCCAGGUCUGGAUCAGGCCUCGGGCUCUGAUGUGCACGCCAGAGCUGACGUCAAACCCGCGUGACGUCAUCCGCGCUAAGGGGCAGGGCCACCGGGGGCCUCUAGGGGUACUGGGGUGCAGGACGCCUCCGGGAGCCUGGAGGUGGCCAGCUUCGCGCUCUGCAGCGGGUCUCAGUCUGCAGAGGAUCCGAUUCCCAGGCCCUCCGACAUCGCCACGCCCUCUGCAAGCUAUCCGGAGCAUCCCGCCGCCAGCCGGCUCUCCCGGCUCCGCCCGGGCCCCGGCGCGGGCACGCGCACGCACGCGGCUGCGCAGGCGCGUCCCCCCACCCCUCGGAACCCGGAAGUGCGAGCGGAGCCACGUGGGUGGAGCUGGCGCGCAGGUCGCAUGGGGGAGUCUAUCCCGCUAGCCGCCCCGGUGCCGGUGGAACAGGCGGUGCUGGAGACGUUCUUCUCUCACCUGGGUAUCUUCUCUUACGACAAGGCCAAGGACAAUGUGGAGAAGGAACGGGAGGCCAACAAGAGCGCGGGGGGCAGCUGGCUGUCGCUGCUGGCGGCCUUGGCGCACCUGGCCGCGGCCGAGAAGGUCUAUCACAGCCUCACCUACCUGGGGCAGAAACUAGGCGGCCAGUCUUUCUUCAGCCGGAAGGACUCGAUCCGCACCAUCUACACGGCCCUGCAUAACGAACUGAAGAAAGUGGUGACAGGCCGAGGCGCCCCAGGUGGAACGGCCCCUCACAUGGAGGAGCUCCUCCCCCACCUGUCAGAGCAGCUGUGUUUCUUUGUCCAGGCUCGGAUGGAGAUCGCAGAGUUCUACGAGAAGAUGUACUCCCUCAGCACGCAGAAGUUCAUCAACGCUGAAGAGCUGGUUGGCAUUUUGGAUACCGUCCUCAAGAAAUACAGCUCCAGAUUUCACCACCCUAUCCUUAGCCCUCUGGAAAGCAGUUUCCAGCUGGAAGUGGGCGUGCUGAGCCAUCUCCUGAGGGCGCAGGCCCAGAUCUCAGAGUGGAAGUUCCUCCCUUCCCUGGUGACUUUGCACAACGCUCACACGAAGCUGCAGAGCUGGGGCCAGACCUUUGAGAAGCAGAGGGAGACCAAGAAACACCUGUUCGGAGGGCAGUCUCAGAAGGCUGUCCAGCCCCCACACCUGUUCCUUUGGCUGAUGAAACUCAAAAACAUGCUCUUGGCUAAGUUUAGCUUUUACUUCCACGAGGCGCUGAGCCGGCAGACGACGGCAUCAGAAAUGAAAGCCCUGACUGCAAAGGCUAACCCAGACCUCUUUGGAAAGAUUUCCAGUUUCAUCAGGAAGUACGAUGCUGCCAAUGUGUCCUUAAUUUUUGACAACCGAGGUUCAGAGAGCUUUCAGGGUCAUGGCUACCACCACCCACAUUCCUACCGAGAGGCCCCUAAGGGAGUGGACCAGUACCCAGCCGUGGUGUCUCUGCCCAGUGACAGGCCAGUCAUGCACUGGCCCAAUGUCAUCAUGAUCAUGACAGACCGGACAUCCGACCUGAACAGUUUGGAGAAAGUGGUCCACUUCUACGAUGACAAAGUCCAGAGUACCUACUUCCUGACCCGCCCAGAACCCCACUUUACCAUCGUUGUCAUUUUUGAGUCAAAGAAAUCUGAGAGAGACUCCCAUUUUAUUUCCUUCCUCAAUGAGCUCUCACUUGCCCUUAAGAACCCCAAAGUGUUUGCAAGUCUGAAACCUGGAUCCAAAGGUUAGCAGGCGCUCGUCUGAGGGUUUCCAAGACCGGGCGCAGUGCUCCUGAUUGCUCUGAGGGGCAGCAGUCAUUUGCGGUUAGAGUUUAUGUUCACUCAUGCUGCUUCUGGGGCUGAGUAAAAGACAGAUCCACACUAAUCAUGUUGCACACUGCAUAAGCAAUUAAGACUACGGAUGGCAUCUCCAAAGAGUAGUCUAGGAAGUGCCAUGGCUGCUGGGGUUCACCAUGGCAUAGCAUUUUCUGGUUUUCCCGUCUCGGGUAGAUGGCAUAUUUAUGGGUCUUUCAUGUAUCUUUCCAGAUUUUUUGUUAUUAUUGUGAACAUUGUGCCCCAAUGCCCUUGUCAACAUUCUCUCUCUGUCCCUGAAGAGCAGUCAGGACAAGAUACCAGACGGGACUGUUUCAGUUUCAUCAAUGCUCCUUUUACCAGUUUUACAAGUUAAUCUAAUUAGUAUCGUGUUGAAAUUAGAACCUUGGUCAGAAAUCUGGAUCAGGUGAAGCGGAAGUUGAUCCAUUAGACCCUUUCGGCAACUUAACCAGCCACAGGCUCUUUUCAGGUGACCGCCAUACCCAUCUGCCUUUGUUUUUAUGUCUAAGACGUUUGGGGUUAGCCAGCCCAAGCCAUUGUGCAGGGUUUCUCCCUCUGGCUUACCCGCUUGGUGUCACUCCUCUGCGGAACUGUGUUUGUAUCUGGCUCAUGUCCGGUUACUCUCAGGUGUAGAAAGCUAAGCAGCCACGUGGCUGUAGCUGUUUUACAUCCUCACACAGCACAGCUUGUAGAAACACAAACGAGGGUCUUGAUACUUCAUGCUUGCUAUAGAGGAGUUGUGCUUCAUAGUCCAGUCAGCCCGUCAGUCUUUGGCACACCUGGACGUGUGUUCAGAUGCAGCACCAAGUGUCUGGGGUCAGGCUGCUCCGAGCGGUUCCUUCUGUGUGUGUUCACAGAGAAGCGGGUGGAUCAACGUGGGGAUUGUCUCUAGGUUAUUGAUUCAGAAUGAAAAGAAACCACCAAGAAGAACUGAGCUGUUAUUGCUGGAUGUGUCCUUCAUACUGGCUGGAUAUGUCCUUCCGAGCUGUGUAAAUGUCCUGUCAGAUCAGUGCUUUCCUCAGGAUUUUUCGGAGCCACUGUCUUGUGGGGUGUUCUGAGAACACGGUGGCCACAUUAGCAGAGUCAUGGAGCCCUCCAGGGCCUCCUGGGCACGUGUGGUCUACCUAUAGAAGAAUCCACUGGCCAGUUUUCUGGACCCCCCCCCCCCCCAUAAUCUUAAGCCAGUUUUCUUUAAACAGGAAGUAGUAAUUUACUCUGCAUUUUCUCCAGGUUCUAUACGGAUAUGAACAAAUUUUAUAAUAGUGACCUGACAUAAAAAAUUGAAAACAUUUGGAAUUAAAAACCAAACCAUUUUCCUUUUAUGCUUUGCUGAGAAACUGAAAAAUAACCCUUGGUAUGUUUUGUUUUGUUUUGUUUUUUUUUUCUGGAUAAAACCACCAUUAGCCUUAAUGAUAUGGCUCCCUAGGCAUCUAAAAAAAUACAGACUUCAGCGAACCAUGGAGGAAUGUAAGUAAAACAUAUAUAUAAAUAUAUAUAAGUAUAUAUAAAUACAUAAAAUGGUCAAAUAUAUAGAUAUUUGAAUUGUAUAUUUAUUUUUAAACAUAUUUUUGAGUAAUUCAAGAGGUAUUUACAAAGAACAGAAAGCAGAUGUGAGUAUUAUUAAUAAGUCAACACCAAUUCCUAAUCCCCUGUGCACUGCCAGGCAGUACUGAAGGACCCUCCAAGAUGAGUACUGAUACUUUAUUUCUGAAGCUCCUCAAUAAAGUUUUCUAGUCAUAUA
Molecule: messenger RNA, 3698 nt
Organism: Mesocricetus auratus (golden hamster)
Lineage: Eukaryota; Metazoa; Chordata; Mammalia; Rodentia; Cricetidae
Gene: Kics2
Product: KICSTOR subunit 2
Exons: 3
Coding region: 537-1874 (445 amino acids)
Biological process (GO): protein localization to lysosome; cellular response to glucose starvation; negative regulation of TORC1 signaling
Cellular component (GO): KICSTOR complex
Source: RefSeq, a predicted model, not a curated record